AGGAGGCUUUAACUAAAGUUGUGCAGCACAUGCUGACUCGGAAAAACAUCGUGGUGGAGAAUGAGUCCCUGGCACUAUUGUUGGCCCGCAAAAUGGGCGACAGAAUUGCCGACAUGGCCAGAAUGACCUGCGAUGGGGCAAGUCACGCCGCCCGCUCCAAGCCGGGAUACUUCGAUGUGGAGCAGACCUUUAUCCGCAUGCACAUCAUGUCCGAAGAUCUCCUAGACGAGGUCAAGGCUAACAAGGGCCAGCCGCAGCCCAACAUAGUCCUUCCCGAUCCGGGGAUGUUCGCGCGGGGAUAUCACACGGUAUCGGAACCAUUGCUGGGUGGCAAUUCGCCGAAUGAAAAUACCACGCGACCGAAUAUUCCCAUUUUCCUUGAGCCGUUUCCCGGCCUACACACCUACAAGAAGACACCGAUGGAACCGGUCAUCGAAAAGGACUACUUGGACGCGCGUGAGAGCAAGGCACUGCAACGACUGAACGAGCAGGAGGCUAUCAACAAAAUAUUCAAGAACCAGAAGCCAACUGUGUCGUUGUUAAACGAGCCACGCCGUCGCUAUGAUGUAUUCGACGUGGAGCCGCUCAAGAGACCUGCAUAUUUGGACGCCCUAAUGCCACGCGAGAAGAUAUUCGAAACAGACGUGUACGAAAACCCAGAUCCGAUCCCCCGUGAUGGACCCGUGAACCCAUUUUUCAGGGAAUCGAAAUCUCCUAGUACCCCAAAGACGCCCUAUCAUGUCGACUUGGGAAUAAUCCCCAAAAAAGUUACCACUCGAAAGAAAAUCAAUGUGAAAGUGAUCGACGCUGCUAGUGGCGCUAAGAAGCGACACCGUUCUGAGAAGAGACAAAAGGAGCACAAGAGAUCCAAGAAAGAACCGGAAAGAUCUGGCAAUAAGGUGAAGGAAGAACCUGUGAAGGUUCCACGAAAAAUCGUCACUGCGGAUCCACCAAAAAAAGUCGAAGUGCCGAAAGUCGUGAUAGACAAGGUCAUCGAUGAGAAGACGCGCGAAAAAAAGGUUGAGAAGGCUUUCACUUCGGGCACCGGAAACGAUAUUGCCCGUAAGAAAUCCCACCAGCGCAACCCUUCUGAGACGAUCAAGAAGCACCAGGGAUCCAACAAAGAUUCCAAAAGUGACGUCCAUCGUGAGAAGGCUCCACAGAGAACCGACACCGCUGAUCCACCAAAAAAGCCAAAGUCCAGUUCAGGCCACUCGAAACAAAUUCAGAACGUUUGUCCUACUGGAAAAACCACUGCUGUGUCGCAGGCAGAGAAAAACAAGGAAGACGCUGCAAAAUCCUUGGAAAGAAUUUUCGAUCAGCUGAUACGCCAAGACAAGGCGAAGAAGGAGGCUUCCACUUCACGCUCCGAAAACGAUAAUUCGCGUAAGAAAUCAACCCAUAAACGAAGCCAUUCCGAGGAAAAACACAAGAAGCACAAGAGAUCCAAAAGCACAAAAGAUUCGGAAACAGACUCCAAAAGCACAAAAGAUUCGAAAACAGACUCCAAUACUAAGAAGAUUCCACAAAUAAUUAAAACUGCUGAUCCAGCAAAAAAUCUAGAGAGCACUAAAGUCGCAUCGAAAAUCCAGCCAACAAUCCAGACCAUAAUUCCCAGCAAAACCACUGCUGUGUCAAAGGUAGAGGAAAACAAGGAAAAUUUAUUCAUGAUUUCGAAACCCAUGAACAAGGUUUUCGAAGAGCUGAAGCGCCAAGAAAAGGUUGAGCACGUUUCCCGAUCCGAGCACAAGCACACGGUGCACAAGAAGCACAAGAGAUCCAAGAGCACAAAAGAUUCGGAAACAGACUCCAAAAGCACAAAAGAUUCGAAAACAGACUCCAAUACUAAGAAGAUUCCAGAAAUAAUUAAAACUACUGAUCCAGCAAAAAAUCAAGAGAGCACUAAAGUCGCAUCGAAAAUCCAGCCAACAAUCCAGACCAUAAUUCCCAGCAAAACCACUGCUGUGUCAAAGGUAGAGGAAAACAAGGAAAAUUUAUUCAUGAUUUCGAAAUCCAUGAACAAGGUUUUCGAAGAGCUGAAGCGCCAAGAAAAGGUUGAGCACGUUUCCCGAUCCGAGCACAAGCACACGGUGCACAAGAAGCACAAGAAGCACAAGAGAUCCAAGAGCACAAAAGAUUCGGAAACAGACUCCAAAAGCACAAAAGAUUCGAAAACAGACUCCAAUACUAAAAAGAUUCCAGAAAUAAUUAAAACUACUGAUCCAGCAAAAAAUCAAGAGAGCACUAAAGUCGCAUCGAAAAUCCAGCCAACAAUCCAGACCAUAAUUCCCAGCAAAACCACUGCUGUGUCAAAGGUAGAGGAAAACAAGGAAAAUUUAUUCAUGAUUUCGAAAUCCAUGAACAAGGUUUUCGAAGAGCUGAAGCGCCAAGAAAAGGUUGAGCACGUUUCCCGAUCCGAGCACAAGCACACGGUGCACAAGAAGCACAAGAAGCACAAGAGAUCCAAGAGCACAAAAGAUUCGGAAACAGACUCCAAAAGCACAAAAGAUUCGAAAACAGACUCCAAUACUAAAAAGAUUCCAGAAAUAAUUAAAACUACUGAUCCAGCAAAAAAUCAAGAGAGCACUAAAGUCGCAUCGAAAAUCCAGCCAACAAUCCAGACCAUAAUUCCCAGCAAAACCACUGCUGUGUCAAAGGUAGAGGAAAACAAGGAAAAUUCAUUCAUGAUUUCGAAAUCCAUGAACAAGGUUUUCGAAGAGCUGAAGCGCCAAGAAAAGGUUGAGCACGUUUCCCGAUCCGAGCACAAGCACACGGUGCACAAGAAGCACAAGAAGCACAAGAAGCACAAGAAGCACAAGAGAUCCAAGAGCACAAAAGAUUCGGAAACAGACUCCAAAAGCACAAAAGAUUCGAAAACAGACUCCAAUACUAAGAAGAUUCCACAAAUAAUUAAAACUGCUGAUCCAGCAAAAAAUCAAGAGAGCACUAAAGUCGCAUCGAAAAUCCAGCCAACAAUCCAGACCAUAAUUCCCAGAAAAACCACUGCUGUGUCAAAGGUAGAGGAAAACAAGGAAAAUUUAUUCAUGAUUUCGAAACCCAUGAACAAGGUUUUCGAAGAGCUGAAGCGCCAAGAAAAGGUUGAGCACGUUUCCCGAUCCGAGCACAAGCAAAUAAUUAAAACUGCUGAUCCAGCAAAAAAUCUAGAGACCACUAAAGUCGCAUCGAAAAUCCUGCCAACAAUCCAGACCAUAAUUCCCAGAAAAACCACUGCUGUGUCAAAGGUAGAGGAAAACAAGGAAAAUUUAUUCAUCAUUUCGAAACCCAUGAACAAGGUUUUCGAAGAGCUGAAGCGCCAAGAAAAGGUUGAGAAGGUUUCCCGAUCCGAGCACAAGCAAAUAAUUAAAACUGCUGAUCCAGCAAAAAAUCUAGAGACCACUAAAGUCGCAUCGAAAAUCCAGCCAACAAUCCAGACCAUAAUUCCCAGCAAAACCACUGCUGUGUCAAAGGUAGAGGAAAACAAGGAAAAUUUAUUCAUGAUUUCGAAACCCAUGAACAAGGUUUUCGAAGAGCUGAAGCGCCAAGAAAAGGUUGAGCACGUUUCCCGAUCCGAGCACAAGCAAAUAAUUAAAACUGCUGAUCCAGCAAAAAAUCUAGAGACCACUAAAGUCGCAUCGAAAAUCCUGCCAACAAUCCAGACCAUAAUUCCCAGAAAAACCACUGCUGUGUCAAAGGUAGAGGAAAACAAGGAAAAUUUAUUCAUCAUUUCGAAACCCAUGAACAAGGUUUUCGAAGAGCUGAAGCGCCAAGAAAAGGUUGAGAAGGUUUCCCGAUCCGAGCACAAGCAAAUAAUUAAAACUGCUGAUCCAGCAAAAAAUCUAGAGACCACUAAAGUCGCAUCGAAAAUCCAGCCAACAAUCCAGACCAUAAUUCCCAGCAAAACCACUGCUGUGUCAAAGGUAGAGGAAAACAAGGAAAAUUUAUUCAUGAUUUCGAAACCCAUGAACAAGGUUUUCGAAGAGCUGAAGCGCCAAGAAAAGGUUGAGAAGGUUUCCCGAUCCGAGCACAAGCAAAUAAUUAAAACUGCUGAUCCAGCAAAAAAUCUAGAGACCACUAAAGUCGCAUCGAAAAUCCAGCCAACAAUCCAGACCAUAAUUCCCAGCAAAACCACUGCUGUGUCAAAGGUAGAGGAAAACAAGGAAAAUUUAUUCAUGAUUUCGAAACCCAUGAACAAGGUUUUCGAAGAGCUGAAGCGCCAAGAAAAGGUUGAGAAGGUUUCCCGAUCCGAGCACAAGCAAAUAAUUAAAACUGCUGAUCCAGCAAAAAAUCAAGAGAGCACUAAAGUCGCAUCGAAAAUCCAGCCAACAAUCCAGACCAUAAUUCCCAGAAAAACCACUGCUGUGUCAAAGGUAGAGGAAAACAAGGAAAAUUUAUUCAUGAUUUCGAAACCCAUGAACAAGGUUUUCGAAGAGCUGAAGCGCCAAGAAAAGGUUGAGAAGGUUUCCCGAUCCGAGCACAAGCACACGGUGCACAAGAAGCACAAGAAGCACAAGAAGCACAAGAAGCACAAGAGAUCCAAGAGCACAAAAGAUUCGGAAACAGACUCCAAAAGCACAAAAGAUUCGAAAACAGACUCCAAUACUAAGAAGAUUCCACAAAUAAUUAAAACUGCUGAUCCAGCAAAAAAUCUAGAGAGCACUAAAGUCGCAUCGAAAAUCCAGCCAACAAUCCAGACCAUAAUUCCCAGCAAAACCACUGCUGUGUCAAAGGUAGAGGAAAACAAGGAAAAUUUAUUCAUGAUUUCGAAACCCAUGAACAAGGUUUUCGAAGAGCUGAAGCGCCAAGAAAAGGUUGAGAAGGUUUCCCGAUCCGAGCACAAGCAAAUAAUUAAAACUGCUGAUCCAGCAAAAAAUCUAGAGAGCACUAAAGUCGCAUCGAAAAUCCUGCCAACAAUCCAGACCAUAAUUCCCAGAAAAACCACUGCUGUGUCAAAGGUAGAGGAAAACAAGGAAAAUUUAUUCAUGAUUUCGAAACCCAUGAACAAGGUUUUCGAAGAGCUGAAGCGCCAAGAAAAGGUUGAGAAGGUUUCCCGAUCCGAGCACAAGCACACGGUGCACAAGAAGCACAAGAAGCACAAGAAGCACAAGAGAUCCAAGAGCACAAAAGAUUCGGAAACAGACUCCAAAAGCACAAAAGAUUCGAAAACAGACUCCGAUACUAAGAUGAUUCCAACGAAAACCGACACUGCUGAUCCACCAAAAAAACCAAAGACCAGUUCAGAUCCAUCUGGCAUCCAGCGUGAGAAGUUACCUGGAAUACCCACUGUUGUGCCCCAGGUGGAGAAAAGCAAGGAAAAUCGAGUCAAGGUGCACCACAAGCAGAAGCACAAAGAAAAGGUUGAGACGACUUCCACUUCGGGUUCCGGACACGGUAAUGCCAGCAAGAAGCGUUCGAAAUCGCAUGAAGGUAAACAGGCAGAAGAACCAAACAAAAAAAUUCGAAAAGUUUUGAACUCUAAAUAAAACUGCAACUCGGGU
Messenger RNA from Drosophila persimilis, 5495 nucleotides. Its product is annotated as serine-rich adhesin for platelets. NCBI's taxonomy places the organism in Eukaryota, Metazoa, Arthropoda, Insecta, Diptera, Drosophilidae. The record is from RefSeq and is a predicted model, not a curated record. The coding region runs from base 30 to 5480 and encodes 1816 amino acids. The transcript is spliced from 18 exons.